AUGGGUGGCCUCAUUUCAAAAGACUCGCCCUUCCAAGAAGGGCACAACUUUAUGAUGACAACAAACGACAUAGUAAUAAUCCGCAAUUCGUUGGUUAAUCUCAUUCGAGCAAUCAGUUUAUUCAUCAUCAUGCCUGUAUACUUCAUAGCCAACUUCCCUCCCAAACCCUGCGAAGUUUAUGACCAAGUGUGUUUCGAAAAACGGGACAAGGCACCAUAUGAUCUUACUAUGUCGUUAGAUUCAUUUAUCUUCGAACUCCUUUAUGCUGUGGUUGUUUACGUAGAGCUAUUGAAUUUCCGUAUGCGUUCUGAUGUAAUGAGAAUCGACAUGAAAAUGAAGAAAGAAGCUCGAGAAGAAAUUGAAACGUCGGCUGAAUCAAUGCAACGUUUUUGA
This is a messenger RNA of Caenorhabditis briggsae, 393 nucleotides long. The record is from RefSeq and is a predicted model, not a curated record. The transcript is spliced from 3 exons. NCBI's taxonomy places the organism in Eukaryota, Metazoa, Nematoda, Chromadorea, Rhabditida, Rhabditidae. The coding region runs from base 1 to 393 and encodes 130 amino acids.